Molecule: messenger RNA, 1562 nt
Organism: Brassica napus (rape)
Lineage: Eukaryota; Viridiplantae; Streptophyta; Magnoliopsida; Brassicales; Brassicaceae
Product: phosphatidylinositol/phosphatidylcholine transfer protein SFH4
Source: RefSeq, a predicted model, not a curated record
UUUGGCAGAAACCGUUUCCAUAACACAACGUCAUACUACUCUCUCUGUUUCUUCUCUCUUUAUAGAGAGAGACAUACAAAGGUUUUGCUCCAAUAAAGAAACUUGCGGUACACACACAUAUUUACAAUCAUCGUCAGCUUCUUCUCCUUCCUCUCCAAGAACAAAAAAAACAAUCUUUUUGAUUCUUUAUCGAAUCUUCUGUUUCGUUCAUCAUCAAGAAAUGGGCAAGAGAGAUGAGAAAGCCGAAGCUGUUCUUCGUUUACUCAGGAAACAAACUCCACUCACUCUUAAACAAGAGAAGUUCUGUAACAGAGACUGCGUGGAGAGGUUCUUGAAAGGAAAAGGAGAUAACGUCAAAAAAGCUGCGAAGCAGCUAACUUCAUGCCUUUCGUGGAGACAAAACUUUGAUAUUGAGCGAAUAGGGGCAGAGGAGUUCUCGGCGGAGCUAGCCGACGGCGUAGCUUACAUCGCCGGCCACGACGGAGAAUCCAGACCCGUUAUCAUGUUCCGUUUCAAGCAUGAUUAUCAGAAGCUGCGUAGCCAGAAACAAUUUACGCGUUUAGUGGCGUUCACGAUGGAGACUGCGAUCUCGAGCAUGUCCAGAAACGCGGAACAGAGCGUUGUUCUACUCUUCGAUGCAAGCUUUUUCAGAUCAUCCUCUGCUUUUGCAAAUCUGCUUUUGGCAACUAAAAUUAUCGCAGAUAAUUACCCAUGCCGACUUCACAAGGCCUUUAUCAUUGACCCUCCCUCCUUUUUCUCUUACAUUUGGAAGGGUGUACGUCCUUUCGUGGAGCUAUCUACUGUCACUAUGUUAAUCUCGUCUCUAGACUACGACGAGCAGCUAGAUAUUAGCCACGUGUCAUCAUCGUCAUGUCUUAGAUCAGCUUCCCUACGUUUCGAUCCAUCGUCGAUUAAAUCAACGGCUAAGAUUGGUUCAGCUUCUUCAAGAUUCGCCUUCACCGUAUCUCACAACUCAAUGAAGCCGUGGUACCUUUCCUUAACCGACACAUCACCGUUUCACGCCGCCGUCGACUCCACCGCUUCCAAAGUAUCUCCUCUCAGCGUGCGUUCUCUAUCUUUCGCGUCUCCGGCGGGGCGUGGUUUAAGAGACCCGAAACCAGCCGCAUGCAGAAAGAGUUUGUUUCCCUCGACGCCGUUGCCGGAGAAGACGAAAACGGUUCCGCACCGAAAAACUCCACGUCCGUCUUUUUUUCAGUCUCCGGCGAUGUUCUUUCGCGGGGAGAAAAAUGUCGGCGGAGGCGAGAAGUCAUCACGUGAAGCGUUCGUACCGUAUCUGAAGUUUUAUCGGAGACCGUACGAUGAGACGGCCUAUAGGUCUAAACUGCGGGGUCCACGUGGAUUUGUGUCAGUCGUGUCUUCGCACAGAAGAUGUCGCCACGUAUCUUUAUCUCAACGGUUCUAGUUAUGACGUUCAAAGACCAGAUUGGAGAGCAAAGUGUAUAUACUAGUUUUACAUUUAUCUGUUCCGACCACUCUCUCGUAGAGUAGCAGUCAUAUUACACUGGAGUAUUAUUAUUCAACGAGCUUGUUUUAUUUAUUUA